Messenger RNA from Sporothrix brasiliensis 5110, 3726 nucleotides. Its product is annotated as cid13-like poly(A) RNA polymerase. Lineage: Eukaryota; Fungi; Ascomycota; Sordariomycetes; Ophiostomatales; Ophiostomataceae. Bases 1 to 3726 code for a protein of 1241 amino acids. The record is from RefSeq and is a predicted model, not a curated record. The transcript has a single exon. Gene Ontology annotation, molecular function: RNA uridylyltransferase activity. Gene Ontology annotation, biological process: RNA 3'-end processing.
AUGUAUCACCAACAGCCCAGUGGAGGCGGAGAAGGAGGAGGAGGGAGGACGAUGCCCGACCCAGGUCUGAAUGCGUCCGCCGGAGCUGUGCAGCCCUUGGAGGACCGCCUGCGGAACAUGAUUUUGGCCAACAGCGACGGCAGCUCCUACGCUAGCCCCCCAUCGAGUGCAGAACCGGCGCCUGGCACGUCUCCGUCCAGCUUCGGCUACCCUACCCCUGCUUCUGAUGGUCCAGCGUCAGCCGGUGCGAUGGGCUCUGCCAUUGGGUCUGCACCCCCGCCGGCGUCACCCAAGUCGUCCCGGAAACGCCUCAACCAGGCCCAGCGGCGGCAGAUGUCGGCGCAGCUGUCCAUCCCUAUCAACCCGCGUCCGUCGCCGCCGAACUCGGCUGGCAACUACGCCAGUCCACCUCCAUACGGCCAUCAGCACCAGUUCCCGCACCAGCACAAUAACCAUCCUACACACAACCAAUAUCAACACCAACCGCAGCACCAGCCAUAUGGCCAUUACCAGGGCCACCACGGCCACCAGGGCCACCACGGCCAACACAACUACAGGCAAACAGCCCAGAGGCCGCAAUCAGCGACAAUGCGGCCGGCACAUUACGGCCAAGGCCCCAUGCCGCUGACCGGGCAGGGCAGCGGGCCGCCGUAUCCCAACCAGCCGCGUCACCAUCAGUCGCUGUCCUACCAGGGCCCGAUGAUGUACGACGACCCGUACAACUGGCGGUCGCACCAGGGCCACCAGCAGUCGCUCGGCUCUUUUGACGCCCAGUCCCCGCGCGGUGGUCGCCCGUACCACCAUCACAACAACCACAGCCAGUCGGGCCGCCUGUACCAGCCCAAGCUCGAAGACAUCCAGACGCAAGCGGCUGUGCUGGAGCAGCUCUGCGAGCAGAUAGUGACCAGCGCAGAGAUUGAACCCGAAGAGAUUCACGAGAAGGAGCAGUUCCGGGCAGCCAUUGAGCAGCUGUGUCAGAUGGCGCUGGCCAAGUACGAGUACGAGGUCAACGGUCGACAGGACUUCCCGCCGCCCAGUGUGCGGCUGCUCUGCUUCGGCAGUCUGGCGUCCGGGUUCGCAACCAAGGCCUCGGACAUGGACCUGGGUCUUAUCUCGCCCCUGUCUCUCCCGCCGCCCGACGCUCCCGAGUCUCCGAUCCCACGUCUGAUUGAGAAGGCGUUCCUCGAUGCCGGUCUCGGUGCGCGCCUUCUCUCCCGGACACGCGUCCCCAUCAUCAAGCUGUGCGAGAAGCCACCGAAGCAGCUCCGCAUCGACCUCCUGGACGAGCGGGCCAAGUGGGAGAGGGGCCUGCUUUCUGACCACGAUGGUCACGAUGGUCACGAUGGCCACGAUGGCGACGACGACGUUGCCGAUGAAACAGAGACGGCAUCUACGCCAGUACAAACUGUCGGAGAGGGAGCCCACAUCACUGGUGACGUCAACGGACACGAGACCAGCCACGGACGUGCUGCUAGCAAUGACAGCGGCAAAGAAAAAAGCAACGACAGCGCCAACGGCAACGAUGGCAGUCGUGGUCACAGCCACGGCCAUAGCCGCAGCCAGAGCCAAAGCCAGGGCGGCGACGACGCUAAGCUACUUGGCCACGGCAGGAAAGACUCUGUGCUUGAUGGCCCGGUGGACGGUGACCGGUACAAGCAGAUCCUCGCCCACCUCAAGCAGCCGGCGAACCAGACGCUGGGCAACUACUAUUCGAAUGCGAAGCGGAUCUUGCGGAAGCUCGACGGGCGCGACAUUACGCAUUCGACGGCCCGUGAGUUCCGGGAGAAGGACCUCAAGAUCUUGACAGACGUCUGCCAUGCGUUUGUGGAGGGUCUGGCCGACCCGAAGCUGCAAAGCCGGCUCUGGGCCACACGGUCGCUGGCGACGUCGCACACGCCCUCGCAGCUCAACUACCGGUCUCUGUACGGUGUCUACAUGCAAGCCGAAGGCGAGGCGCUGGCCAUGAUGUGGGACUCGCGCGAGAUCAACGAAAAGGACGCGCACCACGAAGAGGAGGCGCGGCAGAAGCUCAAGAUGUGGACGGACCUGCAGAACAAGGCCAAUUUUGCCGUGGACCUUCUCGGCUACAACAAGGAGAUGCAGCUGGCCGUGGACAGCCUGCGCAAGAUUCCAUCGCUGCAGCUUAUGACGCUGGAGCAGGGCCAGUUCGAGACGGCCACACAGUACCACGAGCGCACCGGCAAGCUGCUGUUCCAAUGCGGCGGACGGGAUGCGGCGGGGCCGAACAACACGAUCUUGCCCAUUGUCAUACGGCAGUACAUUGCGGGCAUCUGGAGCCACGAGAUCCGCGAGCAGGUGGAUGCGUUCUCGCAGACGCUGGACAAGCCGAGCCUGCGGGCGGUGGCCCGGCGCCACAAGAGCCUGCAGCUGGCACUCGAAUUCGAAAAGGCGGUCGCGAAGAACUGCUACGAUGACGAGGCGACGGCGGCAGGUGUGCUGAAGUACGUCGACAUCCUCCGGCGGCCGCUCGAGAAAUGCGAUCUGCCAGGGCGGCGGUUCGACUACGUGGUGGCACGCACGCCCGACACGGCGCCGGUGAUCUCGCUUGUGCGGCGGACGCUGGUGGACCCGUCGAAGCUGGCGCCCAACCAGCCGCGCGACCCGUACCGCGACCGCCUCGAGUUCCCCAAGACUGGGCUGGGCGUGCAGUGCGACAUCAACUUCUCGGCGCACCUGGCGCUGGAGAACACGCGGCUGCUGCGGUGCUACUCGCACACGGACGCGCGGGUGCGGCCGCUGGUGCUGUUUGUCAAGCACUGGGCCAAGAUGCGCGGCAUCAACACGGCGUACCGCGGCACGCUGAGCAGCUACGGCUACGUCCUGAUGAUGCUGCAUUAUCUGGUGAAUGUCGCGCAGCCGUUUGUGUGCCCGAACCUACAGCAGCUCGACCGGCCGGCACCGGCACCGGCCGAGGGCGAAGGGCCGGCUGGAACGGACGCGGUGCAUGGCGGACAUGGCGCAGGUGAUUUGCAGUCGCCGUACGCAGGCCGUGAUAUGCACUUCUGGGGCGACGAGGAGAAGAUCAAGCAGCUUGCGUCCGAGGGCCUGCUGACGCAGAACAAGGACUCCAUUGGGCACUUGCUGCGCGGGUUCUUUGAGUACUACGCGCAGAGCAAUUUUAUGAGCACGGUGCCAUCCAAGGGCUUCGACUGGGGCCGGGACGUGCUGAGCCUGCGGACGCCCGGCGGCUUGCGGUCAAAGCAGCAAAAGGGCUGGACGGGCGCGCGGACGGUGCUGGAGGUGCAGAACCAGGCGUCAUCACCAGCGGCGCCGCCAUCAGUGCAGACGCCGCCAGGACCGACGCCGGCGGCGCAGUCGACCGUGCAGCCGACUGUGCAGCCACCACUGGGAGGUGCGGCAGCGGCAGGAACUGGACCGCCGACGACGCUCGACGACGGCGCUGCCAACGCUCCGGCCAAGCCGGUCGAGCUCAAAGAAGUCAAGCACCGCUACCUGUUUGCCAUUGAAGAUCCGUUUGAGCUGGAGCACAACGUGGCGCGCACGGUGACGCACAGUGGGAUUGUGGCGAUCCGCGACGAGUUCCGGCGGGCGUGGCGGCUGAUCAAGACCAUGGGCAAGACGGGCACGGCGCCGGGUCUGCCAGACGAGGCGCUGCUGGACGACGUGACGGACAUCAAGGCCAAGGAGCGGGACGUGUUUGGGGAGCUGCUGAACGAGAUCCACGGGCCGGAGCUGGUGCUGUAA